This is a messenger RNA of Jaminaea rosea, 1783 nucleotides long. Its product is annotated as NAD(P)-binding protein. The record is from RefSeq and is a predicted model, not a curated record. NCBI's taxonomy places the organism in Eukaryota, Fungi, Basidiomycota, Exobasidiomycetes, Microstromatales. The transcript has 2 exons. The coding region runs from base 257 to 1609 and encodes 450 amino acids. Gene Ontology annotation, molecular function: oxidoreductase activity, acting on the CH-OH group of donors, NAD or NADP as acceptor.
GAGGGCAGGGCGGACUGACGUUUCGCAGCCUUUGCUUGGCCCUAUUCCCCGCAAAGAGCAACGAGGGGAGGCAGGGGGAGGGAGGUGGCCUUUCAAAAGCAGAUGCCUAUCAGCGAGAUGUCGUCCUCCACGCAGACGGCGACGACGACGACGACGACGAUCAACAUCUUGACCCAGUAUCCACUCCAUCCGCUAUUGUAUCCUCAGCACCACCAGCAUCCAUCCCUCGUAGACGCAUCGUAUCGCCGUCAUCAUCAUGUCCGAGUCCAAGACGCCAAGCUACUCAGCCGCAGAGGCUGUCAAGACGCAGCCUGAGCAGGCCAAGAAGCCGACGGACAUGGAUCGACGUGAGCCAUUCACUCUGGAUACCUGCCUCGACUUCCUCGAUGCAACGCUCUUUACCACGCCUGCCCUCCUUCUCAUCCCCGCCAUCCUCUACUUCUGGGACAGACAUCAGGUCGUCAGUGCCGGGAGCGCUGGAGCGGCUGGUAGUGGUGGGCCAGGAAUCGUAGGAUUCCUCUCUUCGCUCACCAAGGCAGCAUCUGCCAAGGCCGCAGCUGUGUCUUACCCUGAGGCGUCCUAUGCGCACAUCAAGGACCUUCUCUUCACAAAGUACAAGUGGAUCGGCCGCCUUCUCGUGUUCGGCCUGAUCAAGAAUGUCAAUCACCACCUCAACCGCCUUUGUGCGAACAAUGCCGUGUAUCGCGCCGACAAGCCCGACUGGAGCAACGAAGUCGUCGUCGUUACUGGCGGCGCCGCAGGUAUCGGCAAGGCGAUCGUCGAGGCGAUGAGCCACAAGCGCAAGGCAAAGGUCGCCGUCCUGGACCUUGCUCCCCCCACAUACGCCCCCGCCCCUCGAGGCGCCCCUGCCAUCCAGUACUACAAGACAGAUGUGACUGACCCUGCGCAGGUCAAGGCCGUGGCUGAGCAGAUUCGCUCUACCUUGGGCCAGCCGACGAUCCUUGUCAACAACGCCGGCAUCGCUUCUGGCAACACGAUUCUCGAAUCUGACCCGGAGCACAUCCAGCGAGUGUGGCGUGUAAAUCACCUCUCCAACUACGUUACCUUGCAAGAGUUCCUCCCGCACAUGAUCAAGCACAACCACGGGCACGUGGUCACGGUUGCUUCUUCUGCUAGUUUCUUCUCUCUGCCCAGCAUGGGAGAGUACAGCGGCUCCAAGUCUGCGACCUUGGCGUUGCACGAGGUCCUCAAGGGUGAGCUGCGUCAACGCUACAACGCUCCGCGAGUGAGGGCUUCCCUCGUUGCGCCUACGAAGGUGCGCACCGCUCUUGGAGACGGGAUGGAAGACCACUCGAUGCCCUUUCUGCACCCGGUCCUCGAGUCCUACCAGCUUGGCCGUAAGGUCUUGUGGGCAGUCGACUCGGGUCUGUCGCAGUACAUGGUCCUGCCACGACUUAUGCAACCCUUGCCCGCUCUGAGGGGCUUCCCGGACUGGCUGAGGAGGAGCUUUGAGCUCAUUGGACACACGGAUGACAUGGUCAGCCACAAGUCCAUCUCCAGGGCAUUGGGCAACGGAUAUGGAGCCAACUGGCAGGGAGCAGAGGCUGCAAAUCGCGAGAAGGUGAUGGCGAGGAUGAACAAGAAGUGAUAUGGCUUGAUGCAGCGCGGCGCUCGCUUUCCUUGCCCUUUGUUGGUCUCAUUCAGGAUUUCACGCUAAACACGCUAGACGUUUGUCAAUCAUUCCGCAUCGACUUUUGUUCCUCUAUCACUUUUUCGCUGCCUGCAUUUCGUCUCAUGAUAAUACGAAGCUUUUCAUUCUUCU